Molecule: messenger RNA, 1572 nt
Organism: Striga asiatica
Lineage: Eukaryota; Viridiplantae; Streptophyta; Magnoliopsida; Lamiales; Orobanchaceae
Source: the annotation of a GenBank genome assembly
AUGACUUCAAUUUCACUAUGGACGCCGGUAAGGGUGGGAAGGAAUUGGCCUGAGGAUAGCCGCGCUAGCAGUUCAAAUCCUGUUCAAGAUGCUGAGCCGCCAAUGGGAAAAAAUAUAGAAGCUAAAGCUUCAUGUUACGAUAGCCGAAAAUUUUUCUGCCUUUGCCCGCCAUCUUCAAGAUGCUUAGCCGCACAAAUCGUACGAGCUGCUCUCCUUCGAGCUAACCCCACCACCCUGCAAAUUCACAUAGCAGUAGCUAACCCCACCCCCACGAGCCACCUCCGAACCCAAAUCCCUCAACCUCUCGAGCUCAGUCAGAAUCACCGAGUUAAGAUCCGGCCUAUCCCUUCUCCUCAGCUCACAGCACUUCAAAGCCAGCUUAGCCAGCGACAGCGCCUCCUCUACCGGCCAAUCCCCAACCGCUCGAUCAAGCACUUCCCCAAAUCUCCCAUUCUCAAUCGCCGUCUCGACAUAAUGCGAGAGUCCCAUCGCUGGCCGAGCCGUGAGAAUCUGCAGCAGCAUAACUCCGAACGACAUGCCCGUCUGCUGAUAUUCCGGAUCGAUGUAACAGAAAGUUCCGGCAGCUGCAGUCAUGUGGCACUGAGUGAUGGUGUCGGCGACAGGUGGUGGGACGAGGCGGCAGAGGCCGACAUCGCUGAUCUUGCUGACGAGGUUUCGGUCGAGAAGGAUGUUCCCGGGCUUGAGGUCGCGGUGGACGAGGGGCUCGGGUCGGGUGGAAUGGAGGAAGUUGAGGGCGGUGGCGAUCUCGGCGGAGAUUCGAAAACGGGCGGGCCACGAGAGGGGAGGAGACCCGUUUUUGCGGUGGAGACGGUCCUCGAGGGAUCCGUUUUCCAUGUACUCGUAGACGAGGCUUCCGUACUCGGGGCAGGCGCCGAGGAGGACGACCAUGUUUGGGUGGCGCAUUCGGCUAAGGACUUCGACCUGCGUCGGAAGAAGUUUGCUAGAUGUGAAUUUUCGGAGUUUGCUUUCGGUGGAGUGGAGCUAAGCUUUUAUAUCCGGCCUCAGGACCUUGAUGGCAACUGGGGUGUGAUCCAGUGUGGCCUUGAACACCGGUCCAUACCCACCUUCUCCAAUCUUAUUCGCCGCCAGAAAAUAAUCUGUUGCGAUCUCAAUCUCGUCCAUCGUAUCUUGCUUCAGUCUCCUCAGCUCGUCAUCUAUUUCCUGAUGAAGGUGAUUAAAGGUUUUAUGAGUUUGCGAGGAUGUCGAGCUUCUAGAAGAAUCCGAAACCCUAUAAUGGUCCAUAACCUCGAACGAGACAUCCGAAGGGAAACUCAUCCCUUCCGAAACAUCGCUCGACUCGGACAUCGAGUAACCGGGGCUCCCUCUCUUCCGAACCUCAAGGCUCAUAUUAGAGGAAUCGUGUUUUUGGCGCCAUCUGGCGAUUGUCUUGACUGGUUUCCGAUGUCAAAGGAUGAUACCUCGGAGUUCGGGCUUUUCCAGCUGUCCGGGCUUUUUACUACUUUGCCCUUCGACACGGCGUACACCGUGCAAGAAUCUGGUGCGCAUCUCGCUACUGAACUCGGAACAUCUGCAUUCUUAAAUGCUCUGUAA